Messenger RNA from Pistacia vera, 1489 nucleotides. Its product is annotated as DNA ligase 1. Lineage: Eukaryota; Viridiplantae; Streptophyta; Magnoliopsida; Sapindales; Anacardiaceae. The record is from RefSeq and is a predicted model, not a curated record. The transcript is spliced from 2 exons. The coding region runs from base 213 to 1337 and encodes 374 amino acids.
AUUGGCUGCGUAUGACCGACUCUUAGGUUGCUUCCAGGUGACACAACCAAAGCUAACCCUACUUCUAUAAAUGCUCCACAACCCACGUCUUUCUAUUCCUACCCUCUUCUAUUUUUGGUCAUCUUUCUUUCAAAACGUAACUCAAUUCAGGUUACCUGACUUGAACAAAAAGGUUUAUCUUGAACGUUUCAAGUUUUGAUAAAGAUUUGAAGAUGGAAGACAAAUCUGAAUCCAUUGUUGGUGGAGAAGAUAAGUUCAAGAAGGAAGAACCGCAUAUCAAAGUUAAGACCAAAGAUAUAGAACCAAAUGUUGAGAAUGAAACGGAGACAGAGGUGGAGAUUGAAUUGAAGACCAAAUCAGUGGAGAAGGAGAAGAAAAAACACAAGGGCGAGGAAGAGAAACAUGAAGAUAAGAAUGAAAAGAAAUCAAAGAAAAAGGAUAAAGAAUUGAAAGAGAAGGUAAAAGAGAAAGAGACGAAGGAUGAAGAUAAAGAUCAGAAAAAGAAAGAGAAAGAAAAAGAAGACAAGAAAAAGGAUAAAAAACAGAAGGAUUUAAAGGAAGAGAAAAAGAAGAAGAAAGAUGGACGGUCAAAGGAGAAGAUAGAGGAAGAAACUGGGGGAAAAACUAAAAAGGAGGACAAGAGAAGUGAAGGUGAAUGUGAGGAGAAAGAAGAGAAGAAAAAGAAGGAGAAAAAGCAGAUGGAUGAAGCUGAGGAAGAAGAGAAGAAGAAAAAGCACAAGGAUGAAGAUGAGGAGGAAGAGAAGAAGAAGAAAAAGGACGAGGAUGAGGAGAAGAAGAAGGAAAGUAAGGAGAAAAAAGAUAAAAAGCACAAGGAUGAAGUGGUUGAAGGAGCCAGAAAUGAAAAUGGAGAUGAAGAGAAGAAGAAAAAGAAAGAUAAGGAGAAGAAAAAAGAGCACAAGGAUGAUGAGAGUGAGGGGAAAGAUGGCAAAGAUGAAGAGAAAGCAGAAAAGAAGAAAAAGAAAGGUAAAGAGGAGAAAGAGAAGAAAAAAGGCAAGGAUGGGGUAAAGGGUGAGGUUGAGGCGACCUCCAGGGAGAUUCAAAUAGAAGAAAGUGAGAAAGAAUUAGAAGCUGAAGGGGAGGAGAAGAAGCAGAAAGGAAAAGAAAAGACAAAGUCUGAGAAGAAAAGAAAACUUGACGGGAAGGGAAAGAGCAAGGGUAUUGAUAAGCUAAAACAGAAGUUGGAGAAAAUCAAUGGCAAAAUAGAGGCUCUCAUGGAGGAAAAAGCUGACAUUCUGAGGCAGAUUAAAGAAGCUGAGCAUGAGAGUGGUGACAUGACUCAGAAGCAAACAGAUAAAGCUGGGACUGUGGCUGAGUAGCAUCACACCAUGGUACAUGAUUUGUACUUAUCCUUUCACUUUUGUAGUAUGAAUGUUUCUGUAGAUGUAUAUGUUUCUUUGUGUGAAUAAAACACCUUUGUAUUUGCUGUGAUGAAUAAAUCAACAUCUUACUUCUUACUCUGUUGAGUGAA